GCGGUCUAUGUACUUCUGUGGCAUCUGAAAUCUCGAGACGAUCGGCCAGGCUUGCUUAUUGUGGUUUAUUCGGUGCUUCUCUCAUUGUCUCAUGGAUUUUCAGGGAGGUUGCAGCUCCUCUCAUGGAGAAGAUUCCAUAGAACCCAGGAAAUUCUAUAGGCAAAUCUCCUCCUAGCUUGCAAGGGUUUUUCUACUGCUUUCCAAUUUUGGUUUGCUUUACUUUUUGAAAGAUCGAUGGCAGCUCUUCAGCCUUCACUUCCAGUACAAUUACACCAUCCAAACCAUGGAGCUAUCAAACUGGCAAUGUUAACAACUGUCUCCUGUUAUUAUGAUCGAAGGAAAAGGGUCCACAAUGUAAAGAAAACUGAAAUGGGAAAAAACCAUUUCAAUAGAAAAGGUUUGAGAGAUUUAACUGGGAAUAUUCAACGGGUUCUUGAUGUCAAAAUCUUUGCUGCACCAAAAAUUUCUGUUGAUGAAAUUGGAACAAGGUUGGAUAGUAGCAAAGUUGAAGUGGAAAAGGGGUCAACUUAUGCAUUCAGAACAGAAUUUGGUGGUCUCGUAAAGGUAUUUGUUGGAAGAAAAAAUAUGAAAUAUGCAAUUAAUAUUGAAGUUUCAUCUUUGCCCGUGUGUGGUAGUGAGGAUAAAUUGGUGCUAAGUUGGGGCUUGUUCAGAUCUGAUUCAUCAUGUUUUAUGCCUCUUGCCCCCCAAAGUUUGGCUCCAGAAACCAGGUCAAAUACCUUUGAAACCCCAUUUGAGCAGAAAACUUUGGCCAGGUAUGCCCUACAGCUGGAGUUCGAAUCCAAUGAGGCUCCCUUCUAUCUCUCUUUUAUACUGUACUCAUCUGGUAGUGGUUCAAAUAACAUAAGAAUAAGAAGCCAUAGGAAGACAAAUUUUUGUGUGCCUGUUGGCAUCAGUUCAGGGUAUCCUGCACCAUUGGGCGUUUCCUUUUCAAGUGACGGAUCAGUAAAUUUUGCCCUUUUCUCAAGUAAUGCUGAAAGUGUAGUCUUGUGUUUGCAGAAUGAGAUGACAGAUCAACCCUCUUUAGAGAUUGAUCUAGAUCCAUACAUUAAUCGAACUGGUGAUAUUUGGCAUGUCUCAAUGGAAAGUGUUGGGCCAUAUGUGUGCUAUAGUUACCGAUGCCGGGGAACUACUAUUGGGAGUGGAGGAGAUAGACUUCAUGAACCCCAUGUUCUCUUGGACCCGUAUGCUAAAAUUCUCAAAUACUUGUCUCCCGAUCAACCUGGAUCCAUUUCCCUUCGGAAGUGUCUUGGGCACUUACGCACAGCACCUGCUUUUGAUUGGGCUGGUGAUGUCCACCCUCGUUUGCAAAUGGAGACACUAGUUGUUUAUCGAUUGAACGUAAAGCACUUUACUGAGGACCGGUCCAGUCAGGUAACUGCUGAUGUUGCAGGGACUUUUUCUGGUGUAGUUGAGAAGCUAAACCAUUUCAAAGGACUUGGUGUUAAUGCAAUCUUACUAGAGCCUUUAUUUCCUUUUGACAAACAAGAAGGGCCUUAUUUCCCUUACCAUUUCUUUUCACCUGUGAAUUUAUAUGGACCCACUCAUGAUGGAAUAUCCACUAUUAAUGCUUUGAAGGAGAUGGUCAAAAGACUGCAUGCCAGUGGCAUAGAGGUUUUAUUAGAAGUUGUUUUCACCCAUAUUGCAGAAACUGGAGAUUCCUCUUGCCGGAUGGGAGCACUCAGGGGGAUUGAUAAUUCAUCCUAUUUUGUUGCUGAUGGAGAUGUUGACUCAAGAACUAGAAAUGCCUUGAACUGCAAUUAUCCUAUUGUGCAGCGAAUGAUUUUGGAUAGUCUUCAGCAUUGGGUCACUGAAUUUCAUAUUGAUGGUUUUGUUUUCAUGGAUGCAUCAUCUCUCUUGAGAGGGUCAAACGGUGAAUACUUAUCCCGUCCUCCUUUGGUUGAGGCCAUUGCUUUUGAUCCACUACUCUCGAAAAGUAAAAUUAUAGCUGACUGCUGGGACCCAAGCGGCGUGGUGUCAAAAGAAAUACGUUUCCCGCAUUGGAAGAAAUGGGCAGAAAUGAACACAAGAUUUUGUCAUGAUGUAAGACAAUUUUUGAGGGGUGAGGGCGUUCUUAGUAACCUUGCAACACGGCUUUGUGGGAGUGGGGACAUUUUUUCUGAUGGUCGGGGUCCUGCAUUCUCUUUUAAUUUUAUUGCAAGGAACUCUGGACUUCCUCUUGUGGACUUGGUCAGUUUCAGUAGCAAUGAGCUCUCUUCAGAAUUAAGUUGGAACUGUGGGGAAGAAGGUCCAACAAAUAGAACUGUUGUCCUUGAAAAACGGCUUAAACAGAUCCGUAAUUUUCUUUUUAUUUUGUACAUAUCACUUGGUGUUCCUGUCCUUAAUAUGGGAGAUGAAUGUGGUGAAUCAGCUGGUGGUUCCCCAUCAUAUGGUGACAGGAAAUCUUUUGAUUGGGGUGCUCUUAAGACAGGCUUCGGUGUUCAAACAACAAAGUUUAUUAGAUUCCUGAGUUCACUUAGAAUGAGAAGAUGUGAUCUUCUCCAUAAGAGGAACUUCAUGAGAGAAGAAAAUAUUGACUGGCAUGGAAGUGACCAAUCUCAACCAAGAUGGGAGGACCCAUCAUGCAAAUUCCUAGCCAUGACAUUGAAGGUUGACAGAGAUAAUAGUCAGUUUAACUCAAAAUCAUCUCAUAUCGUGGGAGACUUAUAUAUUGCCUCCAAUUCUAGUGACCAUCCAGAGAUUGUUAUUUUACCUCCUCCCACAGAAGGAAUGACUUGGCUUCGUUUGGUGGACACGGCUCUUCUGUAUCCAGGGUUUUUCUCUACAAGCGGGGAUCCUGUCCUUGAACAGAUGAAAGGAUUAUUAGCUUAUGAAAUGAUGGCUCACAGCUGUGUUCUAUUUGAAGCUCAGAGUUUAAGUGGCUGAGAUUGAUCUUUUUCACUGAUCUUUGUGGGUGUACAAGUUUAAGGGUCCUUUUGAUGUUUAUUGUUUACAGUUAUGAAGAAUCAUGAACUAAAAUGUCAAUAA
Molecule: messenger RNA, 3006 nt
Organism: Telopea speciosissima
Lineage: Eukaryota; Viridiplantae; Streptophyta; Magnoliopsida; Proteales; Proteaceae
Product: isoamylase 2, chloroplastic-like
Exons: 2
Coding region: 235-2904 (889 amino acids)
Biological process (GO): starch biosynthetic process
Cellular component (GO): membrane
Molecular function (GO): isoamylase activity
Source: RefSeq, a predicted model, not a curated record